Molecule: messenger RNA, 1356 nt
Organism: Penicillium longicatenatum
Lineage: Eukaryota; Fungi; Ascomycota; Eurotiomycetes; Eurotiales; Aspergillaceae
Exons: 4
Coding region: 1-1356 (451 amino acids)
Biological process (GO): transmembrane transport
Cellular component (GO): fungal-type vacuole membrane
Molecular function (GO): transmembrane transporter activity
Source: RefSeq, a predicted model, not a curated record
AUGGCAACAUCAACACACACCCUCCCGAGUACAGCAAUUGAGCUCCCAAACCUCGGACCUAGCCCCGAAGAACGCCAACGAAAUGUCCACGUCCAAGACCCCGUCCUCGAACCCGAUGAGGUAAUGCAGCAAUCCCUCUUAGCAGAUUCCCAAGUCCCCGACGGUGGCUACGGCUGGGUCCUCAUUUCCGCCUGCGCAGUCGUUACAUGGUGGUUUGUCGGCGUAUCUUAUACAUGGGGUGUGAUGCAAGCAGCGUUAGUAGAUGAAAUGGGAUAUUCAUCUUCGACGCUUGCGUUCGUGGGCUCAUUGUGUCCUGCUUGUAUCUCUUUGCUAGCUGUGCCUAAUGCGACACUCAUAAGCAAGAUUGGGGCGCGAAUUACGGCGCUUACGGGCAUCUUCCUGUUGGGUCUUGGGAGUAUUUUGUCCGGCUUUGCCACGCAUAGUGUUGUCGGAUUAUUUAUGACUUGGGGUUUCGUUGGUGGUCUUGGGACUAGUCUGUGUUUUAUGGUCGUAUCUGUCACACCGGCGCAAUACUUCAAAGCCAAACGUGGUAUCGCCAAUGGAAUCGUUUAUGCUGGCGGUGGUCUUGGUGGUACAGUCAUCAGCUUUAUUCUGAAUGCGCUACUAGACAAUGUCGGGAUUGCAUGGACUUUCAGGAUUCUGGGAAUCAUGAUUCUUGCUACGGGAUUGCCAGCUGCGUACUUGAUUCAGGAGCGGGCUCCGAUCCGGCCUGCAAAGAUGGUGGAAUGGAGUCUGUUCCGUGAUAUUCGUUUCACAACCCUUUGGCUCACAGGCGCAAUCGGCACAUUUCCGCUCUUCGUCCCGGCUUUUUUCCUUCCCCUCUACACAAAUUCCCUCGGCCUCCCCUCCAGCGCCGGCGCAGGUCUUGUUGCAGCCUUCAAUUUCUCUUCUGCAAUCGGGCGUCUAUCCUGUGGCUUCGCGUGCGACAAGUUGGGUGCUAUGAACACUCUCUUCAUCUCAUUGCUGCUCAGUGCCCUGAGCCUGUUCGUGUUAUGGCCCGUUUCCAACUCCAUUGGACCAUUGGUCGCCUUCGUGGUCAUUAAUGGUUCUGCAAAUGGCGGGUUCUUCUCAACCAUGCCGACUGUUGUUGGCAAUGUGUUUGGGUCGGCCAGAGUGUCUGUUGCGGUUGGAAUGAUUGUUAGCGGGUGGCUUGGCGGGUAUCUGAUGGGUGCUCCUAUUGCUGGUUAUAUUCUGAAUGCUUCGGGGGGAGAAUCCGGUGGUGUGGGCGCUUAUCGACCGGCUAUUUUCUAUGCUGGUUCGAUGGCCACGGCUGCAACUGUUUUAGCAGGUAUAGCGCGCAUCAAGGUUGAUCACAGGUUGAAAAAGACGGUGUGA